Onychostoma macrolepis is the source of this 1543-nucleotide messenger RNA. It is a transcript of the gene ela2, whose product is annotated as elastase 2. The record is from RefSeq and is a predicted model, not a curated record. Bases 617 to 1456 code for a protein of 279 amino acids. Gene Ontology annotation, biological process: proteolysis. NCBI's taxonomy places the organism in Eukaryota, Metazoa, Chordata, Actinopteri, Cypriniformes, Cyprinidae. The transcript has 8 exons. Gene Ontology annotation, molecular function: serine-type endopeptidase activity.
UCAUUUGAGUAUUUUUUGGUUAAAAAAUCAAAGAGUCAAACUCAAAAAUAUCAGGUUGAUACAACUGUCCUUAUAAUAAAAUGAUUAUAAAUGAAAGUAAAACAACACAAAUAUAUGGUUGCUCUCUUGAAGCAAAACACACAGUUUGCAUUUGAGGAUCCUCAUGAUCCUUCAAUAGUGAAGAAAAAACCCUUUUUUAAAAAAUGAAAAUUUUAUUAAUAGUUCCUUAUAUUUAAUAAAAAUGCUUGUUACCUUGAAAAAUAUAUUUAAUACUUUUUUGAAAAUUAUGAUUAAAGUGUGUACAUUCACAUGUACUACAUGGCACUCUACAUUUUUAGUUUUUUCUUUCACAAAUUUAUUUAAAUCCUGAAACUUCACAACCCUAAAAAAAAUAUAAACAUCAAAUAUGCAGAAGCACAAAAAGCCAUCUGGCUUUGGCAAGAGAUUACUCUUCAUAUCAGCAUGUCAUCUGUGCAUUUCACAGGCUGCAUAAUAAAACCUCUAAGAUAACUGAUAUUUUGGGAUGUUUAUCUACAAGGCUAAAUGAUACUGGGAAUGCUAUCAGUGUUUUAGGAAAUGUAACUGGUCUGUGUUGCUGUCCAGGUUAGUUAUAUAAAUGACAGGUGUUUGCCUGAAACCACUGCAAUCAGGCAUCAUGAAAUUUGUGAUCUUGGCUCUGUUCAUUGCUGGCGCCUACGGUUGUGGGCGGCCCACCAAUAAACCUAUCGCCUCAAGGGUGGUGGGUGGAACUGAUGUUAGACCAAACAGCUGGCCAUGGCAGGUGUCUCUCCAGUACCAGAGCGGCUCCAGCUUUUACCACACUUGUGGUGGCACCCUGAUCGAUAAGCAGUGGGUUUUGACUGCUGCUCACUGCAUUGGCAGCCGCACUUACAGAGUCUACCUGGGCAAGCACAACCUGGAACUCAGCAGCGAGUCCGGCUCUCUCGCCAUCUCUCCUUCCAGGAUUAUAGUGCAUGAGAACUGGGAUUCCUACAAUAUCCGCAAUGACAUUGCCCUGAUCAAGUUGUCGAGUCCAGUGACUUUCACUGACAAGAUUUCACCUGCUUGCCUGCCUAAUUCCGGAAAUAUUCUGCCUCACAACUUCUCCUGUUACGUCACUGGCUGGGGACGCCUCUGGACCAAUGGCCCCAUUGCUGAUAUCAUGCAGCAGGCUCUGCUCCCUGUUGUGGAUUACAAUACCUGCACUAGGUCUGACUGGUGGGGCAACCUUGUGACCAACCUCAUGGUGUGCGCUGGUGGAGACGGAGUCGUGUCCAGCUGCAAUGGUGAUUCUGGUGGCCCUCUGAACUGCCAGAGAAGUGACGGCACCUGGGAUGUUCACGGUAUUGUGAGUUUUGGCUCCAGCAUGGGCUGCAACUACCCCAAGAAGCCCUCCGUCUUCACCCGUGUGUCCGGCUACAUCUCCUGGAUCAACAAUGUGAUGACCUCUUAUUAAAGUGUGAAAGGUGUGGUUACCUCAAAAUCAACAACAACAACAACAACAAAAUAAAUGUGGAAUCAAUAAACAAAUUUAUUCAACAAC